Molecule: messenger RNA, 2837 nt
Organism: Nasonia vitripennis (jewel wasp)
Lineage: Eukaryota; Metazoa; Arthropoda; Insecta; Hymenoptera; Pteromalidae
Product: sodium-coupled monocarboxylate transporter 1
Exons: 14
Coding region: 295-2193 (632 amino acids)
Biological process (GO): sodium ion transport; transmembrane transport
Cellular component (GO): membrane
Molecular function (GO): symporter activity
Source: RefSeq, a predicted model, not a curated record
CUCGCACGCGACACCGCAGUGCACGCCGAGAUACAGCCUGGUGCGCACCUCCUGCGCUAUCGCCGGGUGAACCGUCGUGUGCACGAACGUGUGUGUGCGGCUGAAGCUGUUUUCUCCCGGUCGAAACAUAGGAGCGACUGUCGGGUGGUGCAGCUGAGAGGCUUUUUCAAUUCGUUGCUCAGCCAAGCCGCACAUCACCCAUAGCAGCAGCAGCAGCAGCAGCAGCAGCAGCAGCAGCAACAUCAGCGGCUGCAGCUCCACAGUCAAACCCCGAGAAUAUACGUCUGCAAGAAGAUGGCCUCGUCGAACAUGCCCUCCUCCAUCGGCGCGGCCCCGAACGACGAGUCCUUCCCAGCUCUGUCAGCCUCGUCCCCAGGAGUCGGUGGCGCGGACAUGCCCAACGUCCAGGACGUGAUCUCUUCUCUGCAAAACUUCGGCUGGCCGGACUACUCCAUCUUCGUGUCGAUGCUGCUGGCCUGCUGCGGCAUCGGCGUCUACUUCGGCUUCGUCAAGAAGUCCCACGGAGAAGACGAGUACCUGGUCGGAGGCAGGAACAUGAAGACCAUACCCGUCAGCAUGAGUCUCGUCGCGAGCUUCAUUUCGGGAAUUUCCCUCCUUGGAACACCUACGGAGAUCUACGUUUACGGGACGAGCUAUUUCUGCAUUGGCUUUGGGGUCAUCAUGGUUGGCUUCAUCAUGUCGAAUGUCUACCUGCCGGUCUUCCACGAUCUCAAGCUGACCAGCACGUACGAGUACCUGGAGAGGAGGUUCGACAAGAAGAUUAGGAUCCUCGGCUCUCUUCUCUUCGCCAUUGGAAUCAUAACCUGGUUGCCAAUCGUCAUCUACGUCCCGGCGCUCGCCUUCAAUCAAGUUACCGGAGUGAACAUCCAUGUAGUGACGCCGUUCGUCUGCGUCGUCUGCAUCUUCUACACUUGUGUGGGUGGACUGCGCGCAGUGGUAUGGACCGAUUUCGUUCAGACUUUCAUAAUGUUCGGGGCGAUGCUUCUGAUCGUAAUAAAAGGCACCUCGGAUCUCGGCGGUCUGUCCGUCGUUAUGCGUCGCAAUUUCGACUCCGGCCGAAUCGAGAUUCCCACUGCCGACUGGAGUCCGCUGACGCGUCAUACCAUCUGGUCGCUGGUGAUCGGCGGCUGCGUGCACUGGCUGCAAAUAUCCGCCAUCAACCAGAACAUGAUACAGCGCUACCUCUCGCUGCCCACCGUCGCCCACGCCAGAAGAGCGCUCUGGACCUUCAUAGUCGGCGUCCUUAUACUCAUCGGCAUCUGCGGAUACGCGGGUAUGCUCGUCUACGCCUGGUACCACGAGUGCGACCCUCUUACCACCAAGCUCGCGAGUGCCAAGGACCAGCUUCUGCCGCUGCUGAUGAUGAACAUCCUCGGUGACCUGCCAGGACUGCCGGGACUCUUUGUCGCGGGUGUUUUCAGCGCUGCGCUCAGCUCUCUGUCGACGGGUCUGAACUCCAUGGCUGCAGUGGUGCUCGAGGACUUCCUCAAGCCUUUCCGCAAGACAGACUUCAGCCCUAAAACCACCGAAAUCCUCAUGAAGCUCACCGUCCUCGUCCUCGGUGUCAUCUGCACUGGCCUAGUCUUCGUCGUCGAGAAGACCGGUACUCACGUACUGCAGCUGACCACGAGUCUGAGCGCGAUCACCAGUGGGCCUUCGCUCGGCAUCUUCAGUAUGGGUAUACUGGUGCCUUGGAUCAAUGCCAACGGUGCACUCGUCGGAGGGCUUUCCGGACUUGCGUUCAUGGGAUGGAUCAGUCUGUCGGCCGAAGCUGCCAUAGCCAAUGGAAGGAUUAGGUUUGAUGAGAAGCCGGUGAGUACCGAGGGCUGCACCUACAGCUUCCAACAUGCGGAAAAUCUUCUGCUGAUGCUGUCGCCUGAGACUCUUCUGAACGACCCCGAAGAAGGCGAGCCAUGGGCAGUCUACCGGCUUAGCUACUUGUGGUACACGGUCGCGGGUACCUUGGUCACCAUGAGCAUCGGCCUCGUCGUCAGUAUAAUCUCCUCCGAAAAUAUAGACAAGCUUGAUCCAGCUCUCGUCGCACCGUUUAUCCGCAAGUAUCUCAGUCGACCACAUCAGCAACAGUCGCCGCAGCUUCUCCGAGUCAAGGUGCCGGCUUCUAAUGCGGAUAAGGCUGGGAACGAGACGUCGGAGCAUGCUUCGGCUUUGUAGCGAGAAAGAGGCAAGAGCUGAUGUGAUGCUGAUGCGGUGUGUUAGUCCAAAAUUACCUAAUGUUCCUUUAUUUUCGUGCCAUAACGAACGAAUCUGUCAUAUUAUAAGUGCGCGUUUACUAUGGUUUUAUGGUAUUAGUACUAUGGUUUUUACAAAGAUGCGAAGAGAGUGAUUGUUCUAAGGGGGGAUUAUUCGAACGAUAUUAAUGUUUUUUACUCAUUAAAAUUAGAUUUAUUAGAAUAACAAGAGAUUUCAUUUUAAACAUAUACUUCAGUACGUAUAUUUAUAAUAAUGUUGAUAUAAUUAACGCACGAUCAUACAUGAUAUAGAUAUUAAAAAUAUAUAGUUUGUAUAUCUAUUGUUGAACCAUCUUUUUUGUGUGCUUAAUGAGGAUAUGGAUAUACGUAUUUUGUCUGUUUUUGUUUUUUUUCUUUGUUUUUGCAUAAGUGUAAGAAUCAUCGUUAUUAUUGCAAUUGACAUUUUGCCCCUUUCCACAGGAUAUGUACGUAGAGUAUAUAUAUUUACCUAUAUGUAUAAAUAUCGCGACAAUAAUAUGUUACACAUGUAAAAAAUAUUGCUCUGUUAUUAUUAUUAAUUAAAUAUACAACAAAGGCACUUGUGUUUAUCGGUGCCUAACGAACUAA